Molecule: messenger RNA, 5693 nt
Organism: Anolis carolinensis (green anole)
Lineage: Eukaryota; Metazoa; Chordata; Lepidosauria; Squamata; Anolidae
Gene: pcsk1
Product: proprotein convertase subtilisin/kexin type 1
Exons: 14
Coding region: 205-2448 (747 amino acids)
Biological process (GO): peptide hormone processing
Cellular component (GO): membrane; neuron projection
Molecular function (GO): serine-type endopeptidase activity
Source: RefSeq, a predicted model, not a curated record
CCUGGCCCAGAGACCGAGCAGCGCGCCACGCGGGAAGAGGCGCUCCAUCGGGGUCCUCGGGCUCGUGUUUGUGGCACUGACCGCGUAGCAACCAGAGCAGAAGGGAUCCCAAGACCCCCCAAUAAAGAGGACUUCGUCUUUACCGAUAGAUCCUUACUAUUCUUGUUGCUCUCCGCUCCCCUCCCGCCUCGUCCCCCGUGUGCCAUGGCCAGGCGAGGCUGGGCUGGGCAUCCUCUCUGCGUGGCGGUGGCUCUGCUUUGGGCGGCAGCCAGUCCUGCCCAGGCGGGGAGGCAGUUUGUCAACGAGUGGGCAGCCGAGAUCCCCGGCGGCCCCGAGGCGGCCCAAGCCAUCGCCCGCGAACUGGAGUACGAGCUUCUCGGGCAGAUUGGAUCACUUGAAAAUCAUUAUCUCUUCAGACAUCAAAGCCACCCAAGAAGGUCUCGAAGAAGCGCUAUUCUCAUCACAAAAAGGCUGUCAGAUGACCAUCGAGUUUCUUGGGCUGAACAGCAGUAUGGGAAAAAACGAAGUAAACGUUCAGUAUUCAAAGGCUCAGCAGAAAAUCUUUUCAAUGAUCCGAUGUGGAAUCAACAAUGGUAUCUGCAAGACACAAGAAUGACCCAGUCACUGCCCAAAUUGGAUCUCCAUGUUCUUCCAGUGUGGCAAAAGGGGAUUACAGGAAAGGGGGUUGUCAUAACAGUGCUUGAUGAUGGUUUGGAGUGGAAUCACACAGAUAUUUAUUCUAACUAUGAUCCAGAGGCAAGUUAUGAUUUCAAUGACAAUGAUCAGGAUCCCUUUCCUAGAUACGAUCCAACAAAUGAAAACAAGCAUGGGACGCGAUGUGCAGGAGAGAUUGCCAUGCAAGCAAACAACUUAAAAUGUGGAGUUGGAGUUGCAUACAAUUCCAAAGUUGGAGGCAUAAGAAUGCUGGACGGAAUAGUCACUGACGCCAUAGAAGCCAGUUCAAUCGGUUUCAGCCCAGAUCAUGUGGACAUUUAUAGUGCCAGCUGGGGUCCAAACGAUGACGGGAAAACCGUAGAAGGGCCAGGUAGAUUGGCACAGAAGGCUUUUGAAUAUGGAAUUAAAAAGGGGCGAAAAGGGAAAGGCUCAAUUUUUGUCUGGGCUUCUGGGAAUGGUGGCCGACAAGGAGAUAACUGUGACUGCGAUGGCUAUACAGAUAGCAUCUACACUAUCUCCAUCAGCAGUGCUUCACAGCAAGGCCUUUCCCCGUGGUACGCAGAGAAGUGUUCUUCAACACUGGCCACAGCGUACAGCAGCGGGGAUUAUACUGACCAGAAAAUUAUAAGUGCUGACCUUCAUAAUGAAUGUACCUCCACUCAUACUGGGACCUCAGCUUCUGCACCUUUAGCUGCAGGGAUUUUUGCCCUUGCUCUUGAAGCCAAUCCUAAUCUAACCUGGAGGGAUAUGCAACAUUUGGUAGUCUGGACAUCUGAAUUCGAUCCGUUGGCCAACAAUCCAGGAUGGAAGAAGAAUGGGGCUGGGCUGAUGGUGAACAGCAGAUUUGGAUUUGGAUUACUCAAUGCUAAAGCAUUGGUAGAUUUGGCAGACCCUAAAAGCUGGAAAGGCAUCCCAGAAAAGAAAGAGUGCAUUGUGAGGGACAGCAGCUUUGAGCCAAGGUUGCUAAAAGCUAGUGGUGAAGUUGCCAUUGAAAUUCCCACAACAGCUUGCGAAGGUCAAGAAAAUGCCAUUAAGUCUCUGGAACAUGUACAGUUUGAAGCCACAAUUGAAUAUUCCCGUAGAGGUGAUCUUCAUGUGACCCUAACUUCUCCAUCAGGAACCAACACAGUCCUACUGGCUGAAAGGCAAAGGGACAAGUCGCCUAAUGGUUUUAAAGACUGGGAUUUUAUGUCAGUUCACACCUGGGGAGAGGAUCCAACAGGAACAUGGAGUUUAAAAAUUGUUGAUUUGUCCAGAAGAAUGCAAAAUGAAGGGCGAAUUGUGAACUGGAAAUUGAUUUUGCAUGGCACAUCUACCCGGCCUGAGCACAUGAAGAAACCCCGAAUUUAUACAUCAUACAACACUGUCCAAAAUGAUAGGAGAGGAGUGGAAAAGAUGACAGACUUUGUAGAGGAACACACUACACAGGAGAACCUGAAUGAAAAAACCAAGGAGGCAGAAAUUCCCAGCAGCGACGGGAAAACGAAGGAGAGGCCCUUUUCAGAUGCAAUGAUCCGUCUACUGCAAAAUGCAUUUCAGAGCCAGAUGGCCAGCAAUCAAGUCUCAAAGAAGAGACUUAAUGGAAACUCCAACAUUCCCUAUGAACAUUUCCAACAAGCUCUCGAGAAACUAAACCGAGCCUCCCAGUUGAAAGACUCAGAGGAGUCUCUGUAUAAUGACUACGUUGACCUUUUUUACAAUUCCAAACCAUACAAACAUAGAGAUGACAGACUACUGCAAGCCUUGGUUGAUAUUUUGAAUGAUGAAGAUUAAAAAAAAGAUACAGCGAAAAGCACUAGGUUGGAAAUAUUCACCCGCUUCAUCUCCAUAGCACUCCUCAUUUCAGAUUAAGUCCUGCUUAUUCUGGCAAUUUGCAUGAACACAGCUUUCAUUGCAUUGUAUUUAUGAAUGACCUAAAGAAUGGAAAAAGCAGGAAGAAAUUCAGCUUCUUAGAUGUGAGAUAAUCACUGGUUUAUUCAAAGCAUUCAGCAAUCCUUUCAGAAUAGGCAUCCUUUUUCAAGAAUAAAAUAAAACCUUGAUCUUCAGAAAACACUGGAGAUUCAGGGCAGGAAUAUUUUUUCAAUAAACUAACAAAAUAUAUUAGCCAUGGUUACAGGUGAGACCCAUCCCAAAAUAUAAUGCUUUCAGGGACCUCCUUGUCUGUUUUUGCCAAGCAACAGUGCCUGACCUUCAUAAGGUUUUUGCUUCGCUUUUGGAAACUUGAAAGGGAAAUCCAUACUUUAGCAACAUAUCAGCAUAGGAAGAAUAUCUAAGAAUAUCUAAGCCCACAUCAGGGGAUACUCUUUCCAUUGAGUUCAGGAGAUAUUAUUUCAGAUCAAAGGACACCAAAGCUAGCAAUCAUAUUCUUUUACAUCAAUUUGCAAAAGAAAUACUGAAUUAUCUGCUUUCCACACAAUACUGUUAUGUUUUUCUAGUGCAAUCUAUGUGUGACUUCUCAGAGUAAGUCCCACUGAUUUCAAUGGGACUUACUCCAAGGUGAGUAAAGUUACCAGGGAAAUACAGUACAGGCAGUCCCCGAGUUACAAACAUCUGACUUGCAAAUCAUUCAAAGGGGGUGAGACAACAGGAAAUUAGAGAAAUCUACUCCUAGGAAGGGAGAUUCAUUCCUGAAAAGAGUUAUUAUCAUGGGGGAAAGGUGUCUCCACUGAAGCUCUGUCACUAAUCCUUGUUUCCACAAUACCCAAAGGGGUGUUAACCCUUCCUAAUGCUAUCCAAAGCUAUAUAAAGAUAUAUUUCUGGCAGGAGUUACAUUUAAAUAAUAUACCUGUUCCGAAUUACAUAUAAAAUUCAACUUAAGAACAAACCUACAGAACAUACCUUGUUCAUAAUUUGGGGACUGCCUGUUUGUGCUUUGUUGUUGUUGUUGUUGUUGUUGUUGUUGUUGUUGUGUGUCUUCCAAGUCAUUUCCAUUUCUUAAAUUGUUGAUAUUCUUUCUUCCAAUUUUCAUGCCUCCUCUCUUUGAAUCUAAUCAUUUUACGUAUAUGUUCGGCUUACAAAUUAAACAGAUAGGAUGACAAAAUCCAGCCUUGUCUGACCCACUUGCCAAUUGGAAACCAUUUCAUUUUUCCAUGUUCUCUUCUAAAAUUAGCCUGUUACCCUCAGCACAUGUUACACAUCAGGACACUCCAUUUCUUUAAGAACGGUCCAUAGUUUUUAAUGAUCUACACAGUCAAGGGUUUGCUGUAAUCUGUAAAGUGCAGGUUGGUUUUCUUCUGUAUUUUUUAUUUUGUUGAGUCCUAUUCUUACAAUGUGAUUCCCAGUGCCUUUGCCAUUUCUGAACCCAACUGGGAUAUUUAAUAUUUCUUCCUCAGUCUCAGAAAUUUCCUAUUGCGUGCACUAUGCAUGUGCUUCCAGGAAGACAAACAGGUGCAUGCCAUGGGUUCCAACUAACCUUGAAAAAUGUGGGUAUACCAAUAACCAUGGUAUAGUUGCUAAUGCACAAUGACUAUCAUGGCCAUUAUUGAAAGCACAUAUACAUUUGCUGUUCCCCAAAUCAGCAAGAGCAAAUUCCCCCCUUUUCCAUGCUAAUGGUUGUUUCUCUGGGCUUUUUCCUGUUUUACUUUCUGUUUUCAUAUUCCCUUGUUCGGGAAAAAUGCCCUUAUUGUAAUACAGUUCUAGCACUGAAUUUCAUUGUAUUCUAGCCACCUCAAUUUCCUCUAGUAAUGACAAAAAACUUUAUGUUAAAGAGAAUGCAUGAUUACUACACAGUUGGUCCUUUGCAUCCAUGGAUUUAACCAUCCACAGCUUGAAAAUAUGCCCGACCACCCCUCAAAAAAUAAAUAUUACAAAAAACAUUCCUUGGUUUUGCUAUUUCAUAUAAGUGACACUUACAUAAUUUUAAUACUCCAUUGUACACUCCAUGUGAUUUUGGUAUCCAUGGGUAAUCCUAGAACCAAACCUCAGGGGAAACCAAGGGCCAACUGUAUAUUCCAAAUCCAAAUAUGAUAUCCCUUAGAUCAGUGGUUCUCAACUUGUGGGUACCCAGGUGUUUUGGCCUACAACUCCCAGAAAUCCCAGCCAGAUCAACAACUGUUAAGAUUUCUGGGAGUUAAAGGCCAAAACAACUGGUGACCACAGGUUGAGAACCAUUGCCUUAGUUGUAAUAAUCUGUUUUCCUUUUGACCUACUAUUAACACUACAAAAUAGUGGUAGGUUUUGACAGUGAUUUUACGUGAAUGUUCUCCACUUCCAACACCAUUUAGGCCUUAAACUUUAAAGAACUAGGCAUUUCAGUGAUAAAAUUGCCUAAAUCAAUGAAAGAAGUGAUGGAAAAAAAAGAAAAGCAAAUAGCAAUGUCUGAAAACCUGGGAACUACAGUAUGGAAAACAUAAAGCUUCUAACCCUCACAAAUAUCUCACAUAAUUAUAUAGAAUUCUUUCUUGAGAAAAUAGUAGAACAAAUAAUUAUCCAUUGCUUAUUAUCAUUCCACACCUUAAUAACUGCUGCAGCAAUGGCCAGUACCUGAUUAAUAUAUUUAGGCCAACUAUUUAUAAUAUGUGGUUUUGCUUAUUUGGUUUUUCUUUAAGAUCUUAAGAUUGUUGCCUAUAAUGCAAUUUACUGGACCCACAAAAUCUAUAAUUAAAUUAAUCUGAUACAACUUGUAUUGCUUGAAUGUUUCCAACCUAGAGUGCAUUGUAUAUAGACUUUAAAUUAUUUUUGUUAGUCCUUUUCUGGUGCCAGUAUAUGUUUUGUGAAAAUGAAAGAUACAAAAUGUUUUAUCUCAAAGAAACUGAACAUUAUAUUUUCUUUACAGGUAUUUAUAAGAUAUUAAAGCUUUUAUCAGAUGCAAUUUAAAGAAGAAUAAAUGAUGACAAACUUUAAAAAUAAUAAAUUAUAACAAAACUUUUUUUAUUUAAGCAAAAUGACCUUUGUCCAAUGAAGUAUUUUAAUGGCAUGUUGUAAUGACAACAGCCACGUGUAUGUGAUGCGAUGUGAUGUGAAAAGUUAUAUUUGUUUUAUCAUAGCAAAUACAUAAUACAGCAUAAUGUGUUAGCAGA